Silurus meridionalis is the source of this 2228-nucleotide messenger RNA. Its product is annotated as protein lava lamp-like. The record is from RefSeq and is a predicted model, not a curated record. Bases 242 to 1495 code for a protein of 417 amino acids. Lineage: Eukaryota; Metazoa; Chordata; Actinopteri; Siluriformes; Siluridae. The transcript is spliced from 13 exons.
CUUUUUGGUGGCGGUGAAACUCUUAGCCUUGGAGGUGACCACAAACCAGUCCUGGCCACAAGACAAGCUUUUCAGGACUGAAGUUGCUGUAUACUGGUAUACUGGACCACUGAUAGAUGGAUAGUUAAAGUUUGCUCUGUGACGUAACAGAGGCUGCAGGUAUGAAAAGGCGGCGCGCGGCGCGGCGGGGGUUCAGUGUGCAGUGUAACUGAAGGAAGGUUGAGUCUCUUCACCAUACGUGAUGAUGUUCCCGACGUUUGAUAUUCCACUGCGCCCCCUGUUGUAUGCGGCUGAAAUUGCAGCCGCGGCGGCCGGAGUUUAUUUUCUGUUCAAGAAGCGCCGCUAUAGGGUCCUACAAAUGGGCUCUGGAGUUGGAGCUGUUCGUGCGCUGGAUCCAGGUUUGAUGUGCGACACGGAUGAAGGUCGAGAUGCACAGAGAUGCAGCGCCGAACCCGAGGUGUUGGAGCAGAUGGAGUUGCUGCUGAGUUCAGUGCAGCAGCUGACCAAAGAGGUCUUGGAGAUACGCAGCACCGCUGAGCAGAUCAAUAGUGAAAGGCAGCGAGAGCAGGAGGCCUACAGAAUCCUCAGGGCCGAGUAUGACGAGAUGAGAAAAGCUCUGAAAAAUGAAGAUGACCCAGGUCUCCCUGGCCAAAGCCAAGACGUUCAGCUGGAGGACAAGAUCUUAGACCUGGGGUCCCAGCUAAACAAGGACCACGAGCACGAGAAGAACCUUCACGAGCAGCUGAUCGGUACCUACGGUUCGGAGGAGAUCAGUUUACUUAGGAAACUCGAUCCGAUAACCGCGGUUGCUGCUAAAACCCAGCAGAGAUCCAACGAGGAAACAGAGAUUGUGUUACGGACUCGGCACAGCAACGCGAGAUUGUCUGACAUUUUGAAAGAACAUCGUUUGUCAUGCAAGCAGCCCAAAAACCAGCAAAACUCUGCCCUAAAAACGAUAGAGGAGCAAAAGCUGGACUAUGACCAGAUAUGUUUACGUGAACAAGAGUUGUUCGAAGGACACAACAUACUGAAGGAAAAGCACAGCGAGUUACUGAAGAAGUACGAACAAGAGCACGAGACUCACAAUAACCUGAAGUUGCAGUGUGAACAGAUGAUGAAGAAAGAUGCAGACAAAAAGAAUUUGCUGAUGAUGGAGAAAGAAAAUUUGGACCUCAAAGGCCAAGUGGGCAAACUGGUCGAGAAGGUGUGGAGAAUGGAAGUAAUGCUCUCCAGGACAGAUGAAGUGUGCAGGGCUAUGAAGAAGGAACGUGAGCGUUUACGGGAGGCCCACCACAUCAGUAACUUCGUGUACAAAAAGAGCAUGAAACAGUGUGAUGAUUUACUCCGGGAGAUAGAGAAUAAGUGCUGGGCUCGCAGCACCCUGAAGGAGCAGGACAACAAGAUGAUGGAAGUUCUAAAACAGUGCAACAAGUCUCAAAAUAUGGAUCACCUCAGUCAGGAAUUUAAGGAGCUAACAGCAGGGGGCGGUGUUUAACACCUGGAUACACAAAGUCAGUGACGGUGUGACCCCGUUCCUGGAACACUCUCCUGGUCUUCACUGGUGGUUUUCUUUUCCACUGGAGGUGGAGGUGGAUGAUGAUCGGCGCUCUGUGAGCUCGGCUUCUAUACCGACAGGAAAAACUGAAAAGACGAAGAGCAGCAGGAUGAGUGAAGAGAAAAGUUCCCAAGUACCACCGCACUGAUUCCCAUACGAUUGUUCGAUCUGAGAGUGUGUUCAGGGGGUUCAUCAGUGCUCCUGGUGGUUGGAAGGAGUGAAUCUAAACCACCAGCAACAUAAAUACAGAACAUAAAAAAAGGAUUAAAUAUACAGAAUAAUACACACAUCUGGAAGCUCUACUGCUGUUUUAUUAAAAAACUUCACAAAGAACUUAUACCAUGAUUACCAUCAAUCAAAAUAUUAGUGAUGAGAUUUGAUUUAUAGUUUAUUCAUCUUCUCUAUUAUGUGAUAGAAAGUCAUUUAUAACUACAUUUACUUUUACACACACAAUAGUAGAUCCACUAUGGACAAAAUUUGUAGAGUAGAUACACCUGGCCAUCAGAUGUUCUUUGAAAGUUUUGAAAGUGAUGGAUGAAUAAAAUGCUAAAAGUCCUGAAUGUUUAAAGUGCUAAAAGUGCUCUUCAUCUCUGUGGUUUGUGUUUUUGGGGUGUUUGUAAGCUACUGUAAUCAUUUCAUGUAAAAAAAUAAACAACAACAACAAUAAUAAUAA